AACAGAGUCUUCGAUUCUCGUGUGUUCUUGCAAAAGGUCGAGUAGACCGCUAGUAACUGUGUGGGGUUCCUAUGGCUGCCAUAUUUGUUACUAGACCAUACGAUCUUGAUUAAAUCAUUUCAUGAUCUAUUUUUAAUGCAUGUAAAUAAUUGUUUUGUUGAAAUAUUGUUAAUAUUCCCAUGAUUUACAAACGAUAUAAUAUGGAAUUUUGGAAAACUAUUUACUUUUCUUCGAGAGAAACUCAAGUACUUUCUGUCUCUAAAAGCCACAUGUGAGGCCCCAUAAUUCAACCCCCUUAGCAAGGAGAGUGGGGGUUGGGUCAGUUUGAGCUAUCACGAGGAUGUCAGACCACCCCUAUCACUAAGUUCAAGGCCACUAUUGAUCCCUACUCCUUCCAGUGGGAUAAACCCCACGUCUUGGGAAAUCUGGAUGGGGACACGACUAGUUUGGACACAAUUCUGAACGUCUCCUAAAUUUUAAGAUGUUGGAACUAGUAUUCUAAGUCCCGAGUGAACUAUAAACCACAAAAUUGGAUUAAUAUAAAAUUGGUGCGUUUAUUUCGGUUGAAAAUCUCCACAUUUGUGGAGCAGGGGGUUCAGCCAAAGAGGAUAGGCCCAACGUACCCACCACCUGGAAUACACGAGCCCCAGAUUGGAAGGUAAUGAAAGUUCGUUUAAGAAUCCCUAGCAGCGCUGCAGACAGCCCACGUGGACACAGCUGUUAACGACAACUUUCCUCCCAGAAUUCACUUUCUGCUCCUCAAUCUCCUCAACCCUUUGGUGACAUAAAAUAUAUGAAAAAGAAGUGACAAAAAUAACCAUCAAAAUCCACAGUUUCACAUAAAAAAAAAAUAAUGGAAAGUGUGGCAGACCUUCAAGCUCGGAUAAAAGAGCUCGAGCUGGAGCUCUCUCAAGAAAAACUCAAAAAUGCUGCUCCAGUACGUGAAAAGAUCCAGGAGCUCUCCAGCGAGGUAGUGGAGACGAACCCCUACAGUCGCCUAAUGGCCUUAAAACGAAUGGGAAUCGUCGAUAACUACGAAAAAAUUCGGGAUCUCACAGUGGCAAUUGUCGGUGUUGGUGGGGUUGGCAGUGUGACAGCCGAGAUGUUGACUCGUUGUGGAAUCGGAAAGCUCAUUCUCUUCGACUACGACAAGGUCGAGCUUGCAAACAUGAACAGACUUUUCUUUCAACCCCAUCAGGUUGGCCUCAGCAAAGUUGCAGCAGCAGCCAAAACACUGGUAUCAAUAAAUCCAGACGUACAAAUUGACACUCACAAUUACAACAUCACAACUGUCGAGCACUUCGAUGAGUUCAUGAACACCAUCAACACAUCAAGCUUGACAGGAACAGCAGUGGAUCUCGUGCUGAGUUGUGUGGACAACUUCGAGGCCAGAAUGGCGAUAAACACAGCGUGCAAUGAGCUGAAUCUCAAGUGGUUUGAGAGUGGAGUAUCAGAGAAUGCAGUGUCAGGACACAUUCAAUUUAUUGUACCUGGUGAAACAGCUUGUUUUGCAUGUGCCCCGCCCCUCGUUGUUGCCUCAAACAUCGACGAGAAGACGUUGAAAAGAGAAGGAGUCUGUGCUGCUUCAUUGCCAACGACGAUGGGAAUCAUCGCAGGUUUUCUAGCCCAAAAUGCUCUGAAGUAUCUCCUGAAUUUUGGAGACACUUCGUAUUACCUUGGGUACAACGCCAUGUUGGAUUUCUUCCCCUCGAUGGUUCUGAAACCCAAUCCAAAUUGCGAGGAGAGCUUCUGUCGUCAAAGGCAGAAGGAAUUUACCUUCAUUUCAAAGCCAGUUGUGGUCAAGGAAGUGGAUGAGGCGCCUGUUCACGAGGACAAUGAGUGGGGAAUUGCUCUUGUUGAUGAGGCUGAGGGCGAUGAGGAGGAGGUUCAAUCGAAUUUGUGCUCUGGUGUUAAACAGGCUUAUACGGUGCCUAGUGGGGUAGAGAAGGAAGAAGAAGGAGUUGUUGUUGAUGGUAAUGGACCUAGUUUGGAACAGCUGAUGACAGAAUUGAAGAAUGUGAAUUUUAAUUGAAGAAAUUGACGUUUUUGGGAGACGUAGAUGCAUUUACGGUUUCGCGUAUGUGGAUUGGAGGCUACUUUUUUGUAUAUGAAGAAAUAAAUUAGCAUUUUUAUGAA
Diachasmimorpha longicaudata is the source of this 2136-nucleotide messenger RNA. It is a transcript of the gene Uba5, whose product is annotated as ubiquitin-like modifier-activating enzyme 5. The transcript has 2 exons. Gene Ontology annotation, biological process: protein ufmylation. Lineage: Eukaryota; Metazoa; Arthropoda; Insecta; Hymenoptera; Braconidae. Gene Ontology annotation, molecular function: UFM1 activating enzyme activity. The coding region runs from base 854 to 2032 and encodes 392 amino acids. The record is from RefSeq and is a predicted model, not a curated record. Gene Ontology annotation, cellular component: cytosol; cytoplasm.